UCGACUCCUCCGUCUCGAUCCAAGUAGUAAAGCUCGAUAGACAGACGAUAGGGGGAGCUCAAAAUGGCGAUACGGAGGAGGUCUCCCCUCGCCGCCGCCAUCGCGGUCACGCUUGCCGUCAUGUCGAUCGCCUCCGCUGAGGUCUACUUCGAGGAGCGAUUCGGAGAUGGAUGGGAGAAUCGGUGGGUCAAAUCUGAUUGGAAGAAGGAUGAGAAUAUGGUUGGCGACUGGAACCAUACCGCUGGCAAAUGGACUGGUGAUCCCGAAGAUAAAGGCAUCCAGACCACUGAAGACUACAGAUUCUAUGCUAUUUCAGCUGAGUUUCCUGAGUUCAGCAACAAGGAUAAGACAUUAGUCUUGCAAUUCUCAGUUAAACAUGAACAGAAACUUGACUGCGGAGGUGGCUACAUUAAGCUGCUAAGUGGUGAAAUUGAUCAGAAGAAAUUUGGUGGAGAGACCCCCUAUAGUAUCAUGUUUGGGCCUGAUAUCUGUGGGUUCAGCACCAAAAAGGUUCAUGCUAUCUUCACACGUGAUGGAAAGAACCACUUGAUCAAGAAAGAAGUUACUUGCGAGACUGACCAGCUAACUCAUGUUUACACUUUCGUUGUCCGCCCUGAUGCUACGUAUACUAUUCUUAUCGAUAACAAUGAGAAGCAAACGGGUAGCCUAUAUAAUGAUUGGGAUAUCCUUCCCCCAAAGCAAAUUAAGGAUCCUGAUGCAAAGAAGCCAGAAGAUUGGGAUGACAAGGAAUACAUCCCUGAUCCCGAGGACAAGAAACCAGAGGGGUAUGAUGACAUUCCUAAGGAGAUCCCUGAUCCUCAUGCGACAAAGCCAGAAGAUUGGGAUGAAGAAGAAGAUGGCGAAUGGACAGCCCCAACCAUUCCAAACCCUGAAUAUAAGGGACCCUGGAAGCAAAAGAAAAUCAAGAAUCCUAAUUACAAGGGGAAGUGGAAAGCACCAAUGAUUGACAAUCCAGAUUUCAAGGACGAUCCCUACAUUUAUGCUUACCCCAACUUGAGAUAUGUAGGCAUUGAGUUGUGGCAGGUCAAAGCUGGGUCACUAUUUGACAAUAUUUUGGUCUGUGAUGACCCUGAGUAUGCUAAGAAAAUUGCCGAAGAAACAUGGGGCAAGCUUAAGGAUGCUGAAAAGGCUGCAUUUGAUGAGGCUGAGAAAAAGAAAGAAGAAGAGGAAGCCAAGGAUGAUGAAUCAGAUUUAGAUAACGAAGAUGAGGAUGAUGCAGAAGAUGCUGAUUCAAAGUCUGAUUCAGAUGCAGAAGAGGACAAUGAAACUCCCCAUGAUGAGCUUUAGAGGAAGAAGCUGACAGAGUCUGCUACAAUUUUCGCCAGCAGUCUACAGACAAAUUGAUGGCUUAGUCCUUGAAGAGAACAAUUUGAGCACACAGCAGCAUGGUUGCUUCUGUCACUAUGUUUCUGGACCUCAACUUUUAGCUUCAUUUAGUUCUUCAGGAUGCAGUAGCUUUUAAAUGAACUAACAACAACUUUCAUUUGUCAUUUAUUUCUGGUGUUUUGAUUGUGAUA
This is a messenger RNA of Musa acuminata subsp. malaccensis (wild Malaysian banana), 1538 nucleotides long. Its product is annotated as calreticulin. NCBI's taxonomy places the organism in Eukaryota, Viridiplantae, Streptophyta, Magnoliopsida, Zingiberales, Musaceae. Gene Ontology annotation, cellular component: endoplasmic reticulum membrane; endoplasmic reticulum. Gene Ontology annotation, molecular function: calcium ion binding. The record is from RefSeq and is a predicted model, not a curated record. Gene Ontology annotation, biological process: protein folding.